AUGAACGACAUUGGACUAACACCGGAAGCUACCGGGGUUCAAAAGCAAAACAAAGCAGGUGCCAUGGCGUCAGCCUCUGCAAAAGCCUGUGGCAAGCUGCUAACCAAGUACGCGUCCGGCGCGGUUGUCAAUAUUUCACUAGCGGCUGCAGAGGGAUUCCGCGUUCUACCCGGUCUGUAUGGACACAAGGUCCACGAUUACGGCCAAGUUAUGGGCUGGAAAACUGGGACAAUGGCUGGAGCCAAGUCCUUUGCUUCGGGUAUUGGUGAAGGAAUGACGGAUAUCUUUUACCAACCAUAUAAAGGGGCGAGAGAUGAUGGGGCGGAGGGGUUUGCGACGGGGUUUCUGAAGGGCAGUUUUGGGACGGCUCUUUGGGACUCGUUGCCUAUCCCGGGCAAGGCGUGA
Messenger RNA from Aspergillus tubingensis, 405 nucleotides. Its product is annotated as UDP-glycosyltransferase/glycogen phosphorylase. The transcript has 2 exons. Lineage: Eukaryota; Fungi; Ascomycota; Eurotiomycetes; Eurotiales; Aspergillaceae. The record is from RefSeq and is a predicted model, not a curated record. Bases 1 to 405 code for a protein of 134 amino acids.